AUUACCAACUUAUACUCAAAACUUUCAUAAAACUAUAUAUAUACACAAGGUGCCUUCAAUAUCUUCUUCAAAUACCACAAAACAAACAUUUUUCUAGCUCAUUUCCUUAGAAGACAAACCAUAUCUCCUUGUCUCGUAAUUAAUAGGCCAUACAUAUAUACCUAUUAUAUCGACAGGUCAAGUAGCUAGGUCUCGAAAAAUUGUGUUCAAGACCCUAAAAUCUAACAGGGUUUCUAGUCGGAUUAAAUUUUGUCCUAGCCAAUAAAAUGGCCAAGUUCAACAAAUACAUAUCGACUAUAUGUUUUUUUUGUACGAUUUUUAUUAACUUAUCAUCUUCGAUAUCAGCUGAAACAAAGGCCUACAAUGUGCUAGAAUUUGGUGCUAAACCAAAUGGUUUAACUGACACGAGCAAGGCCUUCCUUAGAGCAUGGGAGGCCGCUUGUAAAACGAAUGGUUCGGCUUCGAUUACUGUCCCUAAGGGGAGGUACUUGCUCCAUCCCAUCGAAUUUCGAGGUAGUGAUUGUAACAACAAUGAUAUAACCUUCUACAUCGAUGGAACCAUAGUGGCGCCUCUUGACUAUCAUGUGCUCGGUCGUGUGGAUCGAUGGGUGUGGUUCGAUAGGGUUAGUGGUGUUACCAUUGAUGGUCAUGGUUUCUUUGAUGCCAAAGGUACCUCCUUGUGGAAUUGCAAGAAGGGCAAAAAUGGUAAUAAGUGUCCUCGAGGUUCAACGACUUUAACCUUUACCAGCUCCAACAACAUAUUGAUAAAAGGAAUUACUUCACUAAAUAGCCAACUGUACCAUAUUGUGAUCAAUGUGUGUAAGGAUGUUUUAAUUGAAGCAGUCAAGAUUAGAGCAGCUGGAAAUAGCCCUAACACCGACGGCAUCCACGUCCAAGAAUCUUCCGGUGUUAACAUCAUGAACACCAAGGUUAAAACAGGAGAUGAUUGUGUCUCCAUCGGACCUGGAACUAAAAACUUGUGGAUUGAACGAAUCGCGUGUGGCCCUAGUCAUGGUAUAAGCAUUGGAAGCUUAGCAAAAAGUAUGGAUGAAGAAGGGGUACAAAAUGUAACAGUGAAAACAGCGGUAAUCUCUUACUCCUUAACCGGAGUGAGAAUUAAGUCGUGGGGAAGGCCUAGCAAUGGCUUUGUCCAAGGGGUUGUUUUUCAAGAUGUUCUCAUGCGAUAUGUUUGGAAUCCUAUUAUCAUCGAACAAAAUUAUUGUCCUCAUAAUAAAAAUUGUCCCGGCCAGGAAUCGGGUGUACAAAUAAGUGAUGUGAAGUAUGAAAAUAUACGAGGAACUUCAUUAACUGAAGUAGCAGUAAAAUUUGAUUGCAGUGCUACGAAUCCAUGCACUGGAAUUCAACUCCAAAAUAUCGACAUCAAGUACUACGAUGAAAAUAAAACUCAAUCGUACUGCAAAAAUGCAGUUGGAGAGAUCUCAGGCUUGGUUCAACCCCAAAGUUGUUUAAACUUAAAUAAAGAAUUCCACGUCAUUCGCGUGUCUGAAUGAAUUUUUUAUUUUAUUUUUUUUGAAGAUUUGUGUGUAUAUAUAGUGUGUAUAAAAAAAAAUGUACAAGCGUGUAAUGUUUACGUUACUAUUUUAUCUUACAUAUAUGUCAAUAUAAUCUGUGUUUUUCCAAUUAUUUUAACAAAAACUUUUGCAUGCCCCCGGUUUACAAUAAUUUUAUUGUACAUCGACAUUUUGCGCCUGUGAACAGUAAUAUUUUCAUUAAAGUGACCCUUUUUUUUACAAAAAUUGACCCUUUUUUGUUAUAAAAGUGACCCUUUUUUAACAAAAGUAACUCAUUUUUAGAAAAGUGACCUUUUUUUUUACAAAAAUGACCCUUUUUUCACAAACGUAACCCUUUUUUUCACAAAAGUGACUCAUAUUUUCACAAAAGUAACUUUUUUUUUCACAAAAGUGACCAAUAUCUUCACAUAAAAUUUCCAUAAAUCUCAUUAGUUUUUUGUUUUUUUCCAAAAAUAACCUAAAUUCUCACAAAAGUGACCCAACCUACACUGAGAUCAACAUCAUCUAACUAUAACUCCAAAUUUUUACUCUUCUUCUUCACCAUUGCAGAAAUUAGUAGUAAAUAAGCACUACAAAAGAGUAGAAGGACAAAAUUAAAAAAACCUAAAAAUCGAAUCAA
Molecule: messenger RNA, 2151 nt
Organism: Chenopodium quinoa (quinoa)
Lineage: Eukaryota; Viridiplantae; Streptophyta; Magnoliopsida; Caryophyllales; Amaranthaceae
Product: polygalacturonase-like
Exons: 4
Coding region: 267-1511 (414 amino acids)
Biological process (GO): carbohydrate metabolic process
Molecular function (GO): polygalacturonase activity
Source: RefSeq, a predicted model, not a curated record